CUGUCAACUGUCGUAUGCCGCGGCAGGGAAAAUUGUCAACAAUUUCUAGCUCGAGAAUUUCCGGAAAAAGGGAAACGGUUCUGGAACCGGAGAGGCUCUACAAGUUGGACUGCUAGAGACACCGGUAGGGCUGCGGUAAAGGUGUCGGUAAAGCUCAAUCGGCUUCAAAGCGGCCGGAAAGAUGCCACCGAAGGUGCAAAAGUGUUCGCUUUGCCGGUCGCUUCGCUCGGAGAAAUGGUACAUGCUGGACCGUCGGUGGAUCUGCUCAGCCUGCCACGAUAUACAGCUGAACCCACCGAUCGAGCCGCUGCGCGAACGAACACCGGACCGGGCGACGGUGGCCACACCCACUGCCGGUCCGUCGAGCAAGCAGUCAGUGGCCCGGGCCGGUGAUCCGAUGGAGAUCGAUGAUCCCGGCGAGGGUACCUCGAAGCAGGCGGCGGAUCCGAGAGGAAGGAAGAAACACACGGUAACGUUCGCGGACCCACCCGAAACAGAUCUGACUGGCGCGGCAACGGCGGCAGAGUGCAGCGAGGAAGCGAAGGACACGCUUGCCCCGCUCGGUACAUACUCGCCGCGCCGCCUGCGACGCCGCAUCUGCCCCGUGGUCAAGCCAACCGUACGGAAGCGAGCGACGAGCGGUAAACCGGGCCGGCGGGCCUACCUCAAAUCGAAGGCCAAAUCGCGUCGCUCGAUCCUCAAGAAACCACCGACCAAGUCGACGACCGAAACCGCCUACACCAAAUCCGUGCAGAAGGUGUUCCACGAGAACCUCUGCUACCAGGUCGGUGACAUCGUGUCAAUGGUCGACCAGAAGGACAACACGUACUACGCCCAGAUCAAUGGGCUGCUGAUUGAUAUUUACCGCGAGAAGAGCGCCACCCUGACCUGGCUGAUACCGACCACCUGCAGUCCGCCGCCGAACGAGGGCUUCGACGCGUCCACCUACAUCAUCGGACCGCAGGAGGACAUGCCCCGCCGGCUGAACUACAUGCAGUUCGUAAUGAAUGCACCGAGCAACUUCUACCUGGACAAGCACAACCCAUUCCCGAGCCCGGAAUCCUACGGGCCGACCAACACGAGCCAGCGCAACAACCGCAACUACGUGUGGGCCAACAUUUCCCACCUUCACCACGGCGAACAUGUACCGCUGCCGAGCGGGGUGGUUUAGGAUCUCCUUGCACAGGAGACAAUUUGUUCGGCGCGCGCGUUAACAGGAACGGGUAAAUGCGGGGGGGG
Anopheles aquasalis is the source of this 1239-nucleotide messenger RNA. Its product is annotated as GATA zinc finger domain-containing protein 1. Lineage: Eukaryota; Metazoa; Arthropoda; Insecta; Diptera; Culicidae. Gene Ontology annotation, cellular component: nucleus. Gene Ontology annotation, biological process: chromatin organization. The record is from RefSeq and is a predicted model, not a curated record.